AGCGUUCAAAUUUGUUUACAAAACGUAAGCACCGACUUACAGGUUCGUAGCAAGUAAAGACAGUGAUAUUAAUGUGUUAUCCUCAUCUGGGGCGAAUUGGGACAGUUGUUUAGCCAUGUUGAUUGACGGAGAACAUGAUUCUUAGCUUUACUGAACCAUGAACAUGGCUUCACCUGCCUCCAACUCAACGGGACUAUCCCUGGCAACGAUGUCCCCGGCCGUGGCACUGGCACUAUUUGACAACUGUGCCGCGCUGAUAAUCGCCGGGGUUCCACCCGGGACGGAAUUCGGCAUUGAUCAGCACAGCUUCCUGAUCGGAGAGGACUUCCGGGGCGUGAAGAUGAUUCCGGAGGGCGUACACUUCGUGUACUGCGCUGCCAAGGGAGCCUACGGCGAGACGGCUCCACGUGUGGGUUUCGUGCAUCAUUUCACACGUGGUGAGAUUGUGGUCCGUGAGUGGGAUCACGAGAAAGAAGAAUUGCGUCACCGGGUUCACGACAACGUGGAAGGGGAGAUGGCAAAGAUUAGGGAGAAUUUGAGGAAUCUUGAUAAGUAUCUGGCUCCAUACGACUACGACAAGUAUACUGCAUGGCAAAAACUAACUGGAAACAUAACGCAGAACACAGUUAGCCGUCAUUCGCCCGACUGUGGCGUGAUACGGAACACAGUUGAGCUACUUUCGUGCCCUGAUGAAGAACGGCCGCGAGGUCAGGUCAUCACGUCGCCGAGGCUUUCAAAAAUCCGAGCACUUGUAAAUGAUGAGGAGCUGCUUCCAAAUCUGAAGUCGAUACCUGGAACUGCACCUAAAUUCACAACGUUACCGUUACGUUGCCCAAAGGAUGCCUCACCGUCGGAUGUUUCCAGACAUCAUAUGGAUUGCAUAGAAGCCGUUGAUCUGCUGCUUAGCAGUCGAGAAAAGGUAAUUUUUGAAGAGAUUGAAUUUUCGUUUAUCCUAUUUGUGUGUGGACAUUCCGUAGAAGGUUUGAGCCAUUGGCGAAAAAUACUGGGACUGCUUGCUAAUUCCGAUCAAGCCGUCGAAAAGUAUCGCAUCUUUUACAGAAAUUACCUAACCGUGCUACAGUAUCAGCUGCCAGAGCUACCGAUCGAACUUAUGGAGCAAACGCAGUCGAAUACGGUUUAUCUAGAUGUGCGAAAGUUGCUGCUGAAUUGCUACCAAGCAGGUCUUACUUCGGUCGCUCAAACGCUCGAGAAGAGUCUUAAGGGAUCGUUGCUUUGGAAGUUUGAAGAUUUGUUCUCGGAAGAUCCGGACGAUUUGCCAACGUUUGUAGAGUUUAUAAAAGUAGGGUAGUUGUUGUGAUUGAAAGUAACCGGAAAUAAAUAAUUGAAAUGAA
Messenger RNA from Culex quinquefasciatus (southern house mosquito), 1352 nucleotides. Its product is annotated as protein AAR2 homolog. Lineage: Eukaryota; Metazoa; Arthropoda; Insecta; Diptera; Culicidae. The coding region runs from base 158 to 1309 and encodes 383 amino acids. The transcript is spliced from 3 exons. Gene Ontology annotation, biological process: spliceosomal tri-snRNP complex assembly. The record is from RefSeq and is a predicted model, not a curated record.